Molecule: messenger RNA, 831 nt
Organism: Aureobasidium pullulans EXF-150
Lineage: Eukaryota; Fungi; Ascomycota; Dothideomycetes; Dothideales; Saccotheciaceae
Exons: 3
Coding region: 62-475 (137 amino acids)
Biological process (GO): mitochondrial translation
Cellular component (GO): mitochondrial large ribosomal subunit
Molecular function (GO): structural constituent of ribosome
Source: RefSeq, a predicted model, not a curated record
UCUCGAGGAGAGGACGAUCAUGGUCAGUUAAUUCACGCCUUCACAUUCGCUAGCCGUCAAGAUGCCUCUACAAGCUCUGCGCACCGUCUCAAAGGGACAGAAUGGUGUCGGUGCCUUUAUCCUGCAAUGCAAACGCCUCGACUUCCACUACUGCGACUGGGCCGGUAGUUCAAAGGGCAUGAACUCCUUCCUCAAGAACGACCUCACAGCGUUCGCCCGCGCAAACCCUCAAGUCGAAAUCACCGUCUCGCCCCGUCCGCGCAAACACCCCGUCAUCAAGGGUACAUAUAUCAACGGCCGCGAAAAGGCCAUCUGUGUGCGCAACCUCGAGAAGGAGCAGAUUAUGAAGAAGGCCGAGCUGCUGCGCGAUGCCAGCGGCGACAAGUUGAGAAAGGUCACAAAGCCCGUCAAGUCCAUCAACGAGAGUGUAAGAGGUAUCUGGGACCCUUUCCACGGCUCAAAGUGGUCUGUCUGAUCUCUUCUACCUGCUUCGCUUUCUACGACCAUCUUGUACAGCAUUUCAAAGGCGUUUUGGGGAUACCAAGGAUUUCAAAAUUAAGGCCUCUUCACUGUAUACUACACUUUACUUCCAUGUUCAUAUCAUGCUUCUACAGUAGGAAAGACCCUAUCGAACAAUGUUCCAAUAUUCUUGAACACCGGAGAGCGGAUCUGGCGGGAACUUGGUUGAUAUAAGCCAAAACUCGCUUGGAUUCCAAACAUUCAGUCUUUGCGUUCAACGAGGACGACACUUCCCGACCUAUAUCAGAUAUUGAAGAACGUACCUUUCGUCGUCGUCUAAAAUCAGGUUUCUUCUCAAAGAGAACAGAAUUC